Emiliania huxleyi CCMP1516 is the source of this 1377-nucleotide messenger RNA. RefSeq lists its product as hypothetical. NCBI's taxonomy places the organism in Eukaryota, Haptophyta, Isochrysidales, Noelaerhabdaceae. The transcript has a single exon. The record is from RefSeq and is a predicted model, not a curated record. Gene Ontology annotation, biological process: proteolysis. Gene Ontology annotation, molecular function: cysteine-type exopeptidase activity; dipeptidase activity. Bases 1 to 1377 code for a protein of 458 amino acids.
AUGCGUUGCGUGCUCGCGCUCCUGGCGCUUGCGUUUCGUUUCACCGACGCCUGUACUGCGUACGCUGUCGGAAAGGGCGCAUCGGUCGACGGGAGUGUAAUGCUCUCCCAUUCAGAAGAUUCGUCCAACACACACGAUCCAAGGAUAGCAUUCGUGCCAGCGGCAGAUCACGAGGAGGGAUCAAAGAUGCCGGUGUACCCAGACGGCGAAAACUACCCGCGCUUUGUUGGCGUUGAUCGUGGCUCGACGUAUGAGCCUGUGGGGGCGCAAAAGGCGACGAAGCCGCUCGGGUAUAUUGAUCAGGUGUCGCACACCAUGGCAUACAUUGACAGCACGUAUGCGAUGCAAAACGAGUGCCACCUCAUGUUCGGCGAGUCGACCGCUUCGUCUGCGUUUCGCGCUCUUGAUAAGGCCGCGGAUGGUGGCACGGCCCUCUUUUGCGUGAACGAGCUGACCCGAGUCGCAGCCCAGCGCGUGUGCAGCGCGCGUGAGGCAAUCAAGCUGAUGGGGAGCCUCGCAGAGGAGCACGGCUUCUACGGAGCCGAUGGAGGCGCGGGUGAGGUCCUGAUGGUGGGAGAUACGGAGGAGGUCUUCAUAUUCCACAUCCUAUCCGACCCCACAAAGAAGAGCGCAAUCUGGGUCGCGCAGCGCGUCCCCGACGACCACGCUGCCGUGAUCGCGAACUGCUUUUCCAUCCGCGAAGUGGACCUCGACGACUCGCACACCUUCCUUGGGUCGUCCAACAUGAAGUCGAUCGCGCUCGAGUACGGCCUGUGGGACGGCAAGGGCCUGCUCGACUUUAGCGGCGCCUUCAGUGGGGGUGAAUACGCCUCCAAAUAUUAUACCGGUCGUCGCGUUUGGGACGGGUAUCGCCGUUUCGCACCGUCGCUCAAGCUUAACCCCGAGUAUGGCUCCUUCAAGCUCGACCGCCCCUACCCAGUGUCAGUCAAGGUGGACAAGAAGCUGAGCGUGCACGACCUCAUGGCUGCGAGCCGGUCGCACUACGAAGGCACUGAGUUUGACAUGACAAAGGGCCUCGCCGCCGGCCCCUUUGGCUCGCCGGAUCGCUAUGGGGAGGGCAAGGGUCAACCUGGCUAUUCGAAGCCACCCCAGGGGGCGUGGGAACGGACGGUGGGUCUCUUUCGCACGACCGGCACCAAGAUCAUCACGGCCAACAGCAAUCUGCCCGACGCGGCGGCGGGGACGGUCUGGUGGGCGGCAGGCGACUCCUCCAAGUCGGUCUAUGUGCCGAGCAUGGUGUCUGCCGGCAGUGUGCCAAUGUCGCUCUCGCUUGGAAACGAGGCGGAACUGGACCGCGGCUCCGCCUUUUGGGCGCACCGCUACAUUGCCAACCUCGUCCAGCUGCGCUACAACUAG